Messenger RNA from Coregonus clupeaformis (lake whitefish), 4465 nucleotides. RefSeq names its product V-set immunoregulatory receptor (gene vsir). The record is from RefSeq and is a predicted model, not a curated record. NCBI's taxonomy places the organism in Eukaryota, Metazoa, Chordata, Actinopteri, Salmoniformes, Salmonidae. Gene Ontology annotation, biological process: negative regulation of CD4-positive, alpha-beta T cell proliferation; positive regulation of regulatory T cell differentiation; regulation of immune response. Bases 185 to 1087 code for a protein of 300 amino acids. Gene Ontology annotation, cellular component: plasma membrane. The transcript is spliced from 7 exons.
CAACAGUCCAUCCUCCUGCGAGACAUCAAGUCAAAAAAAAUUAGGUAGGCCAACUUGUAACUUACUUUUACUAGUGACAUUGUAGCAUAGAGUGUCACGCGUUAAAAACUGUUAUUCGGCAGGGCAAUAAAAAUACGUUUGAAGGAAGAACAUUAUUCAAGAGUAGGCUACAUAGACGACAAUAAUGACGUGGGAAUCAUACAGCAGAGAAACUUUCUGGAUCCAUUUGCUGUUCAGGUUUCUGCUCUACUUUCACCUGGCGACCGUGGUUGGAGCCAAUGGAGACAUGGCCCAUCCUCACACCCCCCUGACCGCCACCGCCACCGACCCCCACCUGACCUACUACUGCCAGGAGGGUGCCAACGUCACCCUGCCAUGUGCCCAGAGAGGGGACAAGCUGCAUCACUUGGACCACCUGCCUCAAAGAUGGCUCUUCACCCCCCACUCAAAUGACCAUUGCGGAAAAAAAAUGCACCCCCGCGGCCACCUUCACCAAGGCAAUCAUUCCCGUGCGGUGCUGCCUUGGGGGGUGCAUUACGGGGCGAACGAGAAGUCUUUCUGGGUGCAACUGCAGUUUGUCAACAAAUCGGACCAGGGGCGUUACUGCUGCCUCUCCCACCAUCACAAAGGGUUGCAGUUUACACAUAGAUACGUCAUUCUCACUGUCACACCAUGGAAACAAGGCGAGGCGAAAUGUACUGUAUUGGAGAUCAAGGCACAAGAAGCGUCAGUGACUGCAGGCGUGGCCACAGCCGCAUGCAUCAUGGCUAUUCUCACUCUGCCCGUCAUCCUGGUGUUAGUGUACAAGCAAAGGCAAUCUGCCCAGUCCAGCCGACGUGCACACGAGCUGGUGAGAAUGGACAGUGAGGCUGCGGGUCAUGAGAACCCGGUGUUUCUGGGGGGCUCACCCCCGGGCCAGGCUAAGACCAGGACUGUGUCUCAGAUCAUGACCAGGCAGUCCUCAGAGACUGGCCGCCACCUGCUUAUGUCCGACCCUGGCACCCCCCUAUCUCCUCCCGCACACGGAGUCGUCUUCUUCCCAGAACAGGAGCCCGUCCUAGAGUCUCCUGAGUUCCUGCAAGUGUAGCGAGAAGCAGUCAAUGGCUCCCUAACCCGGAAACUCCUCGUGGUUAGAUAUUUUUCUUCACUCUUCCAUGUCACCAAAGCUAUGUCACCCUGAAGCCUGUCUCACAACCUUCUGUGCUGGGAGAGCUCUCUCUCUCUCUCUGUGUACCGCGUCAUGGAUGGGGGAGGGAAGGAGGGCACAGUUUCUUCUAAAAUAAAUGUUCCACCUGCAACAACAGCCGGAGGAGGCCAAAGGGGGCUUGUGUUGCAGUGGGGGCCUGCUAAGUAUGUGACGCUCCGUCUGACCACUGAAGACAGCUCAAGGACCAGCAGGUGCUCCUGAUCUGAUGUCCCAGGACUGUACUGAGGAGGAUGGGUGGAGGGGGGGGCUACAAAGCAGCUCCCGUGGACUCUUGAUGACAUGCUCCUCACCAUUUCCCUCAUAGAGAUUUCCCCCAUAUAGAGCCAGUUCCCGGACACAGAUUAAGCAUUAAUCUAGACCACAAACAGUGUUAAUUUUGUUGAAAAAAUGUUUUUCCAAAAUAUUCGUCAACCACCUAUUUUUCAGUGGCAAUUGACGAGACUAUAACUGACUACAUAGACACAGAAAAAACUAUAACUAAACAAAAAUGAUUUUUCAUUUCAGUUGACUAAAACGAGACAAAACGAAAUUCUCUGAUUUAAAAUCUGACUCCUAAGUGGACUGGACAAGUGUUUUUGGAGAGAUCAAGCACUUUUCAGUGAUGAGCACAAUGAAAUAUUAGCAGCACAGAUGCACAGUGCAGUUCUUUUCAGCAGUGGGAAGGAUGCACCACACACAGCCUACAUCAGCUGGUGAGCUACGGGGGAGCAAGCGAUGAGUGUGGGCAGACAGGCUUUGCUCCAGCUCCGCCUCUGAUUAUACACAUCGCACAGGCGACUCUCUUGAUUUCCCAUAGCUAACCAGUCACCACCAGCCUUCUAGUUAGCUACCCUUUACCUGGUUAAGAAACACAAGCUGCUUUACGAAAUUUUAAACAACAGCAGUAUUGAGUUUAAUAGUAAAACAACAGUCUAGCUAUGUUUUUCUCUUCCUUGAGUAUAGAAAAGUAGGCAGUUUUUUUGAAUGUGUAGUCUCGCGCAACCCUCCCACUUUCCAUACUGCCUUUCAUAGCCAGGUUCUGGAGCCAGGUCUCACUCUUUUCCUCAGAGAAAACGCUUGAUGCUAGCCCUUACUGUUCAAAAGAUAUGACCCGGCGCUACAUUUUUUAUGUCUAUCAUGCAUUGGCGGGCUGCAUUUUACAUUCAGAACACAUAUCGCGGGCUGUUCUAAAAGUAGGCUACUUGCGGACCGGACCGUUAACCAUUUGUUUAGCUUUGUUCAGUCAUGUUACCUCAUUAGCUAGCUAUAGCUAACAACCUGGGGCACGUUCAGCAGGAUGCAACUUUUUGGAACGUUCAGAUAGAAAUAUGCUAUGUAGAACAAACAUGCAUCUCUGACAUGUUGAAUAAAGUCUUCUCUUUCUAUCUGCAACAUUCAAAAGUUUUGCAACUGAACGUGGCCCUGGUAACAUUUGGUGGCACAGAAAGAAAGGAAAAGGGAUAGCAAACAAUUUAUUGACUAAAUUCUUCUUGCCACUACACUACUGGCUCUCAAGGUUUAGUGACUCUACUACUUCACUGGGCGAAAUGGUCAUUAGCCCCCGUUCUACUUUUGGACAUCAGUGUGACUGCAUUGAUAACAAUGGCAAUGACACGACCGAGUGACAGAGGUGCAACCCAUGGCACUUUGCGUCACCAUCUGGUGAUUUUCUCUCUAUCUCUCUCUCUCUCUCUCUCUGUGUGUGCAAUAUCUAUGUAGCCUGAAUUAGGAAUUUACAUGGCCAGAUAAUUCUUAUGUUUGUCAUUUCUGCUGUUGAGAAUAGGAUGGUAUGCAGAAAAAUAUGUUGGUAGGUCAAGACUAUAUAUGUUUGUGCACAUGGAAGUCAGUGAUUUAUGUUUACUAUAAGUUAAUGAGGCAAUACAAAUGUGAUGUGACUAAAAUGAAAGGGCAUUUAGUUUACUAAAAUGUUGACAAUAACUAGACUAAAUAAUUAUUAAUAUAGUCAAAAUUAUUAAGACUAGACUAAAUCUAAAAAAGAGGGCCAAAAUUAACACUGACUAAAAAACAUGUUCAAUGGAGAUUCUCCAUUGAAAGUGCUUCUUAGUCCAAGACCAUAAGCUUUAUCUGUGUCCCGGAAACUGGCCCAUAGUGUUCUAUUUAUUUCUAUGAUUUCCCCCUCUUCCUAUGGCUCUGAUAUGCGUAUUCAGCACAUUUGCUUGUGCCAAAGUGAUCAAGGUAGUAAGAGGUACACAUUGGUGGGCUGACAGUAGUCUUUUAAGGCCAUUCCCAACCAGCCUUAAACAAUUGCUCGUAAAAACGUGUUUCUCUGAGCUGUUUUAACAAGACCAAAGCCCUACUUUUAUUUAUCUACCCUUCCCAGUAUUGUGUAGUUCCUCUUUCCCCCUCUAUAUAUUUCACUACCUAAAUUACUACGUUUCUGUAACCCCCCUCCAUCCCUUUCCUCUCCCUCAUUCCCUCCCAUACACAUCCCCCCUCCCCCCAUAAUCCUCAAAUUCCCUGCACUUAACAAUGUCGUAACAAUGUCCAAAUAUUCAACCAGUACUAGAAAAUGUCAAAGAAAGAUUAGAGAUAUGUGGCUAUGCUGGAUGGUCUGUUUUUGUAGAGAGGUGUCUAUUUUGGCUCUCCUGUAGUGGAUGGAUCUAGUAACCAAACUCAACCAGCCGAAUGCCUUCACUGCCAAGAUGACCAACGUGUCUUAUUACAUGGUGUUGUUAUGUUUACUGUUUUGUGAUUUCUUUUGGCAUAUUUUGUGUUUGUAGCUACUGUAUGUACAAUGUAAAUAGUUAGAUAAGUUUGAUUAUUUGUUUGUGCUCAUUUCAAAGGGAUGUUCAUGUCAAAGUGAUAUACUACUGUAUGUAUACAUAAGUUAAUUGAAAAGCUGUUGACCAAAGAACAGUCAGACAGAGAAGGACAGUGAAAGUAUAUGAGUGAAGUCAACUAAACUGGUAUUUCAGACAUUAUGUUUAGAUUGUGUCUAUGGUAGUUAUAGCCACUGGUGGCUAUCAUAUACUACUGUAGAUGCUAGAUAAGGGGUGUUCAGUGAAUUGUAAAAUAAGAAAAUACACACAAAAAACACCCCGUAAUAAGUAAUGUUGCAGUGAGACAGGGUAUUGUGUAAGUAUUUUAGUUCCUGUGCAGUUGCAUUUGUGUGUGUGUGUGUGUGUGUGUGUGUGUGUGUGUGUUUGUGUAAUAGCCAAACAGCUGCAGCUUUGGCAACACCAUGUGAAAUAAAGCCUUUCAUAAAAACUUAAUUAAAUAAAAUGUGAUAUUUCUUUCUAUAAUAAAACUGAGCUCUUA